This is a messenger RNA of Toxotes jaculatrix (banded archerfish), 4618 nucleotides long. RefSeq names its product murine retrovirus integration site 1 homolog (gene irag1). NCBI's taxonomy places the organism in Eukaryota, Metazoa, Chordata, Actinopteri, Toxotidae. The transcript has 27 exons. The record is from RefSeq and is a predicted model, not a curated record. Bases 1 to 3792 code for a protein of 1263 amino acids.
AUGAGGUUACAGGAACAUUCACACCAAGUUCUUCUGAGGUAUGACCGACACUGUAUCAGUCCUCAGAGUCUUUACAGUCGAGAUCCUCCAAACCGCCGCUCCCUGCAGAGCGAGAUGCAGGAAGUUCAGCAACAUCACAGACCUCUGGACGACAUAAGCCUCCCGUCCCUCCACACACACAGUGAUGAUAUUCAGAGCAUCAUUCACAGGAUCAAGAGUGCAGAAAGAGCUCAUCUUCUGCAUAAUAAGUAUCCUGAGAGGGACUCUGCUCCUGUAGAAACACAGGACAGGCCUUUUCCUCACCGCCAGCAGCAACAGGCAAGCAUCAAGCAGCAGCUUGUCAAUGUGCUGCAGGAGCUGGAGCUGCACAAGUGUGUGUGGGAGGAGAAAGGGGAGAAGGUGGAGGAUCUUUUGAGAGCCCAGGAGAAAGAGCAAAAGCAAAGUCAGCCUGGCAGCCAGACUCAGAUCCAGGAGGGCAAGAAGGUGGCCGUGGUGAAUUGGUGGAAAGCCCUCUCCGUAGAGGGGUCUAAGGCCCGGACAAAAGAAACCCAAUCAGUCCAGGAGCUCUCUGAGACACGAGCGAAGCUCCAGCGAGCAGAGCAGACAAUCACUGGUAUGAGGGAGCAGGUCUGCCACCUGCAAGCCUCUCUAAGAUCUGCACAGGAAUGUGUCACUGAGCAAAAGAACAGCAGUAGAGUUCUUCAUAUUGACAAGGGGACCAACACUGAGAGGGAAGAAGCAGACAGAGCCGUGGGGAAGGUGGUGAAGGAUCAGAGGGAUGCAGCUGUGGCCACGGAGAUCUCAGGAGGAGCGGCCUCAGAGCAGGGGCAAACCCAUCUUCAGGUGACCACAGACGGACUUCUGGCGACCCUCAGAAGGAUGGAGGCGAUGGUCAGCAACGCCCUGGAGACCGCCGAGCUGGUGAGAGAGAGCGAGCAGAGGGUGAGCCAGGUGAGAGUGAGGAUGGAGAGCAUCACUCAGAGGGUGGAGGAGGCUCUCGGCCGGGCAACCGACACUGACCAGCAGCUGAGUGUCCUGGAGGCAAGGAUCGCAGAAACAGCUCCAAAUCAGUCUCGAGGUCCCAGUUUGCCAGCUGAUCCUGGACCAGCCUCUGCAUGCUUUACAGCUGAGUCCGACGUGGAGCCUGAAAGCAGAGACAGAACGGAGAGUCCUCCCCUGUCUCCUGUAAUCCCAGAUGUCAGCCAGCCUCCACAGCCAUCCAUGAAUGGUGGCACAGAACGAGGCAGCUGCAGCGAGGAGGAGGAGAAACACUUGCUGCAGGGAUCUCCUCUUGAACAAAGUGACCGUAACUCCAAGGAGUCCCGUGACGGCCCCUGUGCUGCUGAGAGACCUUUCGUUUUCCCCCACACCCGCUCUCGCCCCUCGCUGCCCCCCGCCAUGCCCACACUGCCUGAGGAAGAGGAGGACUCCCCCGAGGAACUGGACAGUUCCUCCAGCUCUCCCAGUACCUCUACACCAGGUGAAACCCGCGCUGUCGUCAUGACUGCCCCGACCAUCGUCUACCCACAGCAGGCCACCAUUGUCCAACAAGAUGGACGUCCUCUGGAACAGGCCAGGCCACACAGUCCCAGAGCUCGCCUGAGCAGGAACUCCUCUGGAGGACCCAUCACCACAGUCGACAGCACAGGUAACGUGAUCGACCUGGUGAAAGAUCAGCUACCGGAGCUGCAGCUCUCUGAGGAGGAUCGACAGAAGAACCUGGAGCUGCUCGAACAGGCCAAGAAGGUCAGUGACCGCUUCUUGACGCGCCGCGGCCGCCGCUCCACUAGCAGCCUCAACGAUUCACCCACAGGUCCUUCCCCAACUCCAACUCCAUCAUCUUCACCAUGUUCAUCUAGAAGCAGCUCACUGACUAUAGCCCCGCAAACUGCUGCAGGAGCCUCAGAAUCAACCCAUGUCAGCUCAUGUCAGUCUGUUGCUCAGCAUCUGGAGGUUCCUUCAGUGCGAGAGCAGCAUGACGUAACGACCUAUGAUCAGGAGGGCAGGCUGUUGGUGGACUGGAAGCCUGUUGAGAAAAGGAAAGUGUCCUCUGGGACUCUAACGCCCCGUUUUGCUGUUCAGAAGGAGAACUGUGAUCCCUCUGUACCUAAGAGUCCUCCAGCAGUCCAUAAAGCAGAUGAGGGAGCUGGUUCAGGCCAAAACUCCAACCAGGCCCCCGCCACAGGAGUAGCCAAGCCUGUCCCCCGACCCCCCACUCAACAGGCCCCCUGUACAGCAGAGAUCAAGACAAUUGGGGCUUUCCCUCCACUAAUGAGAGCUGUUUCCUGGGAUGCGGUGGGCAGCCUUAAUUCUAGAAACGGAGCCCCAAGUUUCCCUCCUACAGCGGAGGACACCUUCUCAGACAAGCCCAGAGAUGCUCUCUUGAAGUCCUCAGGGUACAAAGACCUCCCCACCCAGCCUGGGAGUGUACAGAAGCUGUCUAAACUUAGAGAGGAACACAAGCUGAUACGUAACCAGAGCAUAGUGGGAUCCAAGUUACCAGACUUGAGUGAAGCUGCUGAACAGGAAAAAGGUCAUCAGCCCUCUCCGAACUCAGCCAGCAGUGUGGAGAUGAAGGAGAAGUCUGACGCAAUGCCGAACAUUUCAGAUGUGAUGCUGAGAAAACUGAAACUUCAUCGGGGUCUGCCAGGCUGUGCACCUCCACUGACUGAAAAAGAGGUUGAGAAUGCAUUUGUCCAGCUGUCACUGGCCUUUCGUAAUGACAACUACACUCUGGAGACACGGCUCAAACAGGCAGAGAGGGAGAGGAACCUGACUGAGGAAGACACAGAGAAGGAACUAGAAGAGUUCAAAGGAGCAUUGAAGAUGACUGCACCACAGUGGCAGAACCUGGAACAGCGUGAAGCCUACCAGUGCCUCAUAGAGACAGUAGCAGUGCUGCACCGCCUGGCCACGAGGCUCUCCAGCCGAGCGGAGAUAGUUGGAGCAGUUCGCCAGGAGAAACGUAUGAACAAGGCCACUGAGGUCAUGAUGCAAUAUGUGGAAAAUCUGAAGAGGACGUAUGAAAAGGACCAUGCUGAGCUGAUGGAGUUUAAGAAGCUGGCCAACCAGAACUCAAAUCGCUGUUAUGGAGGGUCCGUAGACACUGGAGAUGAUGGAGUUCCACGACCGUCAAGAUCAAUGUCCCUCACCCUUGGAAAGGCUCUGCCCAGACGCAGGGUGAGCGUAGCAGUGGUGCCUAAGUUUAACCUUCUGAACAUCCCAGGUCAGACCCCAGCCACAGCCGGCCCGGGCCCCAACCCGGCCUCAGGCCCCUCUGUGGGACCCACCACUGGCACUGCUCUUCCUGUCCUGUGUGAAGCUAAUGAUGUGAAAGGCAGUGCUUCCACAGAGGUGGCACAACCAGCAGCAGAAUGUGGAAAGAGUGUGUCGGAGCAGGAAAGUGAGCCAGCCAAGCCUUCAGUCAACUUAGAGGAGAUCAGAGCCGAGAUCAGAGCUGAGCUCAAGGCAAAGAUCGAGGAGGAGGCAUACAAUAAAGGCUACCAAGAGGGACUGAAGCAAAGCAAAGCACUCCAGGAAGAGAAGCAUGAAGAAGAAAACAGCGCUGAGAAACUGAUGGAAUCAAAAAAUAAGGAUGAGGAGAGUGGAAGGAAGAUGAAGACGAGCAGGAGGAUGGAGGAGGUCCUGGUUGUUCUUGGUCGGUUUUCUCCCACGAUUUCCUUGAGUAGGCGACUUCUCUGGAUCGCCCUGACACUCUUUGUGGUGAUGUGUCUGGUUAUCAGUAUUUUUACAUUCUUCAGUGAUUACUACAACAGACGCGAGGACACGUAAGGAGAGAAGGACUUUGUGCUAGGCGAGAUAAAGAUCAUUGGACUGAGUGUAGUAGCACAACCAAAGAACCCCACUACAAAAUAACAGAGGCUGCUGUCUGUCUUCGUCUCUGUUGAUUUACCAUAUCAUCACACUUGGACUCACUUGAAUCCAUGACCCUGACUCUGAAGGGUCAGAGACGUUCUGGGAGGCUUUAUGGAUAAUGUUGCCUUUGUCAUGGUUAACAGCAUUAAGUUAUGAUUUUGUUUGGAUUGAAAAGUCGACACAUUGUUUGCUGCAGCGAUAAAAAAGAUCAUUUUGUUUAGGGACCAAUUAUAUAGUGUGAUUAAAAAAUAUAUAUGUAUUUAAAUUAGGUGCAUACAUAAUGAAGUUCUGGUUAUUUGGAUGAUGAAUAUGGCACUUUCCAUUAAAUUCUACAGUAGAAAAAAAUUGUGUAUAUUUAUCUACACUCUAAUGUUAAAGUAUAAUCUCUCAGGUCCAAUAGAUAAUAGAGACCCUGAGAAAUUCUGAAUUCAUAUUUAAAGAUAUAGAAAUUAAAGGAUUGUUUUUAUUUGUUUUUUAGGUUCUAUAAUGUGUAUUUAAAGACUUUAAUAUAAGCACAUUCCAAAGUAGUUCCUUAAGUGCAAUAUUUUGCAGUUGAUGGUUCUCGUUUGUGCCAUUUUGGAUUGUGUCUUCAGAGCACUGAGAGAUUUUCUUCUUGUAUGAGAGCACUGUUUAGAUGGCAUGAGACUUAUUUUUACCUUCUUUGCACAUGUGUGCCUGCCUGUGUUGUUUGUUCUUUGUGGAUUUUAUGCUCUGCCACUUCACCUUUAAAUAAAGGUGCCUG